AUGUUUGCAUUUCCUUUUGCUCUUUUUCUCUCUCUACUUCCUGUUGUCGCUAAUAUAUUUGGUUAUGAUGAACGUCUUGGUGGUUGUUGGUAUCGUGGUUCUGGUCAACAUUCUAUUUUCAUAUGGGAAUGGGUUACUUUUUACGGUUGGAUAUAUGCAUCUAUAUUGUAUUGUGCGAUCGUUAUUAUUAUGGUCAUUGUGAAACUCCACUUAGUAGCAAAACAAAUCGAUACUUUUGAUUUUUCUUCGACUUCUCGGUCAUCUAGUCAUCCCCCCUUAAUUAAUAAGGCUAUGAUUUCAUCUGUUGUCAGAAGAGUCAUUUGGUAUCCUGUGUUGCCGUUAGCUCAAAUUUUUGGCGGUAUCAAUGAUACUUGCUAUUAUGUUAAUUCUUAUGUCCCUUACCCACUUAAGUUCAUUUGCGCUAUUUGCUUAUCACUUCAAGGAUUCUUGAAUGCUUUAGUAUUUGCACAAGAUAUUGCAGUUACUCGUACUUUCCAGGCUAUUAAACUACAAUGGUGGAUCUCCAUCGUUAACUCUUAUGAGUCUCAUUAUCCUCAUAAAUCUUACAACAAAGCCAUUGCACUAGUAAAAUCAAAUGAUCUAAAUUACAAUAAUGCUGAUAUCAUUAAAAGCGAUAUGAUUAAUGACGAUUGGUUAAGAUACAUGCUAUUAAUUAAACUUUUCUCUCCUCCAAAAAUUCGACCUCGAGAAAUUUUAUCUGAUCAUUUAUCAUCGAUUAAUCCCUUUGGUGACAAUGAGCCUUCUGUUCUUGUUGAUGAAGGUCAAGGUAUUAAACCUGUUCAUUUAAAAGAUUCUCACCAACAUUCCUCAUCAUCUUAUUAUUUUAAAUCCGUCAAUUCAUCUGAACCAUUAAUAGGUAGUUCUAUUGAACCAACAAAAAGAAUAUCAAGAAUAUCCGAAGAAAUUGAAACAACGUUAGAAAGACUUUAA
Cetraspora pellucida is the source of this 951-nucleotide messenger RNA. The record is from the annotation of a GenBank genome assembly. Lineage: Eukaryota; Fungi; Glomeromycota; Glomeromycetes; Diversisporales; Gigasporaceae.